UAUCUUCCUAAAUGGUUAUUGUUUACUUCUGCUUUGGGUAUUUUCAACACUAUUCAAAACUUUUGUACUGAUUCCCUUACCAAACGCCUUUACGCUGGUAAACCUGAACAAGUGACACCAUUAAGUGCACGUUUAUUUGCCACCUGGACCUGGUCUGUUAGUAUGAUUCGAAUCUAUGCUGCUUUCCACCUUCAACAUCGUUUUAUGUAUGAACUUGGGAUUUGGACUUAUGUUAUUGCUUUGACACAUUAUGCUGGGGAAUUACUCGUUUUUCGAGGUUGUAAAUUCAAUGGACCUUACUUAUCACCUUUAUGUGUUGCUGUCACUUCUCUAGUAUGGUUGACACAAGUGAAGGAUCAAUAUGUCAAGUAUGAUUAUUAGGUUUAAUAUGGAUGACUAGUUGUUUUAGAUGAUUGGAUUGGUGGUACAGACGGCGUUUCAAAAUAAACAAUGCAACCACUUUUUUUUUAAUACUGAUCUUUGUGUCCAUUAUUGAUUAUGGGUCCUUCUCGUUAUAUAUAUAUAUAUAUAUAUAUAUAUAUUUGUGCGUGUGUAUUAUGUGUGUAUGUGUGUGUGGGAAUCGUC
Molecule: messenger RNA, 585 nt
Organism: Halteromyces radiatus
Lineage: Eukaryota; Fungi; Mucoromycota; Mucoromycetes; Mucorales; Cunninghamellaceae
Exons: 4
Cellular component (GO): endoplasmic reticulum; membrane
Molecular function (GO): protein-macromolecule adaptor activity
Source: RefSeq, a predicted model, not a curated record